GAUUUUUUUGGAUUAUCCUUUCAGAAAAUGGCUAAAGUUCUUAAAUCGAGCCAAUCAUGUCAUUUCCCUUCACCUUCAAGCUCUUCUUCUUCUUCUACAUCAUGUGGAGGCAAUGAUGGUGGUAAUAGAGACCCACAUUCUCCUUUUAACAUUUCUCGUCGUGAGGAAGAAGAAGAGGAGGAGAGAAGCGAGAAAGAGAGAGAAAGAUUCGAGCUUUCUUCUGCAUUGGAGAUUUUAGUUUCUGCUAUUAGAAGGUCUGUGAUUGGUGGGUGUGUUGGUGAAGAGGAUCUUUGUUCAAUGGAGAUUGGUGUUCCCACAGAUGUUAGACAUGUCGCUCAUGUCACCUUUGAUCGUUUCCAUGGCUUCCUUGGCUUGCCUGUUGAGUUUGAACCUGAAGUCCCGAGACGAGCUCCUAGUGCAAGUGCUACCGUGUUUGGAGUCUCUACCGAGUCAAUGCAGCUAUCAUAUGAUACUAGAGGGAACAUCGUGCCUACUAUACUUUUGAUGAUGCAGAGUCAUUUGUACAGUAGAGGCGGAUUGCGGGUAGAAGGAAUUUUCAGGAUUAAUGGUGAGAAUGCUCAAGAAGAGUACAUAAGGGAAGAGUUGAAUAAAGGUAUUAUACCUGAUAACAUCGAUGUCCACUGCUUAGCAAGUCUCAUUAAGGCUUGGUUUAGGGAACUUCCUAGUGGCGUUUUGGAUUCACUUUCACCAGAGCAAGUAAUGGAGUCUGAGAGUGAAGAUGAGUGUGUGGAACUUGUAAGGCUUCUCCCUUCAACAGAAGCUUCUUUGUUAGAUUGGGCUAUCAAUCUAAUGGCUGAUGUUGUCGAGAUGGAACAACUUAACAAGAUGAAUGCUCGAAACAUUGCAAUGGUUUUUGCACCUAACAUGACUCAGAUGUUGGAUCCAUUGACGGCUCUGAUGUAUGCUGUGCAAGUUAUGAACUUUCUUAAAACACUUAUUGUGAAGACGCUUAAGGACCGAAAAGAAUCUCGAGAUAAGUUGGUUCCAGCCUCAAAUCCUAGUCCUCGGGACCAUAAUGGUGAUCAGAGCAGCAGUAGACAGUUGUUGCAUCUCAUGAAAGCUAACAAGGAGGAAAGUUUAGACAACUUUGAGGCGGAGAUGAAAGACAAAGAAGAGUCUGCAGAUGAAGAAGAAGAAGAAUGUGCGGAAUCUCGAGAACUUGUUGACAUAAAAAAUUCUUCUCUGGUUAACAGCAACAAUGGAGGUUUUGGACAGAAACACAAUGGCUGGGAGGAGCAGAGAACCAUGUCGAAAGCGAGUAGUAUUGUGGGACGUGUGAAUUACAGAGUUGAGCUAUUCGAAGCUUGGCGAUGAAAAAAAGGUUAAUUGUUGAUGUUUUUGAUCCAACUUUUGGAUUUUCUUGAUUUGGGUUCUGUGGGAUGGAUGGAUGGACGAUGCUUUUGAAUUUUGAUGAUGGUUGCUUGUGUAUCAAGAAAUGCUAAGUUUCUGC
Messenger RNA from Arabidopsis arenosa, 1471 nucleotides. The record is from the annotation of a GenBank genome assembly. NCBI's taxonomy places the organism in Eukaryota, Viridiplantae, Streptophyta, Magnoliopsida, Brassicales, Brassicaceae.